Molecule: messenger RNA, 1563 nt
Organism: Porites lobata
Lineage: Eukaryota; Metazoa; Cnidaria; Anthozoa; Scleractinia; Poritidae
Source: the annotation of a GenBank genome assembly
GGGCAAAGUUCGGAUUAUCUCGCACGAAAAAGUAAAGUUGAACUCCAGGUUUUUCAAGCACAAUCUGUUAGCGAAAACGAGGCUGCAAGUUCUUCGGUCUUGGUAGGAGAGCUCUCGAACAGUAAGGGUUGUGGACUCAAAGAGGUGAAAAUUCCGACUUUUCAAGGAAACCCUGAUAAGUGGCCGUACUUUUGGGGCAUUUUCAGUUCGAUGAUUGAUCAAAACAAAACUCUGUAAAGUCCGAUCAAGUUAGCUCACUUUAAUAACCUUCUUAGUGAUAGUCAGAUGUAAUUGCCUGUUUAAUGCUAGAACCGGGUGAUUAUGAAAGGGCAGUGUAGCUAUUAAUGCAGAGAUGUUUGGUGAUCCCCGUGAACGGUUGAACGGUUCACUGAUGCCUUAUAAGCUGCUGUGUUCGCUUUGGAUCGCCCCUAUUACAAGCACGAGCUACUUAGUGUCCUCCUUUGUACGCAGUUAGUUCGCAAGCUACCCACGCCGGAGAAAGAUGAAUGGGUGCGACAAACUGAAAGUGAGCACUACACGUGUCAGAGGAUGUCAAAGGUUUAGCUGAGUGGCUCGAGUCAUGAGCUAAAACACUGCGAACGCGUGAAUGUUACAAUGAGCAGCCUGCCAUUCCCACAAAGGAUAGAUUUAGUAGAGGAUCUGUGCAGUCGUUGUUGAAGCCCCCAAAAUACUGUAUCAGUCGAUGGUCACAACAACUAAUCCAGCUUUGUUGCCUAGAAAGUGUUCACUGUGUGAUAGCGAUCGUUCAGAGGUCACAUUUCCGACUCUACUUGCACCCGACAUAGAGAAACGAUGGGACAUUGUUAAAACGAGAAAGGUCUGUUUUGGCAGUGCCGUCAAUGCCGUCAAUCCACAAAAUGUGGAGUAAAUUCAGGUGAAAAAGGGCAUUACUACCCACUGUAAAGAGGAGUUGAAACUACAAGAGUCCCUGAGCAUUGAACUGCCCACCGAGAAUGGAGAAAUUCGUUGUGCUAGACGUAAAGCGCAGAGCAACCAAACGGAUUCAGUUAAAGUUGCAUUUAAAAAGGUGACAGUCCCCUUUUUGAGUGAUUCUGGGAGGAUUUUUUCUGGCCUAAUUCUCCUGGACACCGGCAGUGAGACGACACUUGCAAACCAGCUGAGUAUUCAAGGUCCCAAGCAGAAUCUUACCGUGCAGGCCGUUGAAGAAGUUAGAACAACUGUCAAGUCACACUGAGUCAGCUUACCUUUUGUGCCCUCCGUGCCUGGACUAUUAAGAACAUACGCGCACCUGUGGAAACUGUAGAGUGGUCAGACGUCAAGAGAUGCAUUUACGUGAUGUCCUGGUGGAGUCCUUUGGUGACGAAAACAGUGGAUGUUUUACCCAGUCUAGAUGCUGCGGCCUUAAUGGUCCAGGUGGAAGUCAGACACGGACAUCACUUUGAGCCAUAUGCUGAGUUGACGCCACUCGGUUGGGUGAUCGUUGGACCAAUUUCACCUACCCGUGGUCCAGGAAAACGUGUUCUUCGUGCGCAAGUAAUGGAGGCUGAGGAUGACAUCAGCAACCAGUUCCCCAUGUUUUAG